AUUUUGCUGCUCAUGUGCUAUAUCGACCUAGAUCGCAGACGUAGACAGGAAUUUGCAAGUGCAAGCCGUGGUUUCUCGAAAAUAUGCUUCUAUGCAUGUGUUGUAUGAAAAAAAACAACACGAGCGCACAUACUUUCAUUGCACGUUGCUCAAGGCUAUGCCCUAGCGUACCCCUCAGUUAGAGGUUAUGGAUGAAACCCAACGGCUUGAUGACUCAUUCAUGGACGAUCGGUUUGAACUAGAUGCAGACCAAGCUAUAAAACCUCUGGCCAAACUCAGGGUGUUCAAAAAUGAGCACAUUCCCGAGACUGAGUUACCCCUCUACCUUGGAGAAAACAUGAUGGGCCGGGACCCCAUCUCAUGCUCUCUGCCCCUCGAUGCUCGAUCCGUGUCCAAGCAGCAUGCUGUCAUCUCUCUCUCCGUGUUUCCUGGUGACAGGAUUCAUGUCAGCCCUGUUGUGGAGGCACUGGUCUGGGACCUGGGCAGCAUGAAUGGGACGCGGAAGGGUAGAUUCCGUCUGACGCCCCAUGUCCGGUACGCUCUGACCGAUGGGGACAGUGUGGUGCUGGCCGACCUGCCCUGCCAGUAUAUUGACACAAGCGAGGUGCUGAGGGAGGGGUCGGCGGAGCCUGAACGGGUCAUGGGGGGAGGGGAACUCCCGGCGAAAGGUAGGGGGCGGAGUUUGACGACACGGAUGGGGAAGGAGCAUGAGAGCACAGAGGGUGGCUGGAGCAACAGCAUAAAAAACACUAAAUUAAAAGGAAACGUCAAGGGUGGACGGAUGGGAAGUGAGACAGUGACCCCGAGUGUGGUCAGGAGCAUGAGCCUGUCAUUGGCUCAAACUCCGGCAUGUCCGGAAAACUUGCAUGUUCUUGAAUUGGAUUCUGACUCGGAUGAUAGCACCAGAGCAAGGAAAGGUCCCACCUGCUCUACUUUCUUGUCUCCCAUGAACAGCAUCGUUCCAGAGAGUGAGGAUGAGAACUCUGUCACGCCGUCUUCUUCUGUGAAAGACAACAGCCACCAAAGAAUGAAUCAAGGAGGGAAAGGUCCAGCCACAACUAAGAGGAAACCUCAGAUGCUGGUGUAUGAUAGCGACUCGGAGCUUGAGGAGCAAGAGACAUUGACGAAAAAGCACUCUAUCACUUGUCUGGGGGACAUGGCAAAUGAACAGCAAGGGCUGCCUGAGGGAAUGGCCAUCGAUGCCACUCCAAAUGGAAGAACUGGACCAAGCGAAGAUGUAGGAAUGGAUAAGAGUGAAGCUGGGCCGUCCUCAGAUGUGCCACAGCCUUGUAAGCCUGGCAGCCAAGUUUCCAGUGGUGGUGGAAGCCGCACUGCUGACAGUGAAGAGGAGCUGAAGGACCUUCCACAGAGGUCAGAUCAUCAUUCUUUGGGGAACAAUGAUCCCAAAAAAUCAUCCAUACAGGAUGGCCCCAGUGCAAGCAAGCCAAGCUUCAGCAUGGAUAGUGACACUGAUGUCGAAGGCGAGGAAGGAUCAGAACAAGUGGUUGGACUUGGUAGUGGCACAGAAGCCACAGACAAGACCUGUAAAUCCCCCAGAACUUCUAUGGUACAGCCUGAGGAAUUUCAUCUAGACAGUGAUACUGACAUAGAGGACAAUGAAGAUAAUGCACCUAUGUCUCCCUCCACACUUAGUCCGAAUGUGAAGCCUUCAUCCACUACAACGAUAGUACAAACAGAAUUCCACCGGGACAGUGACAGAGAGUCAAAAGGAAGUGAAGACAGUCCUGGAGAACUGGUCCCACCGAACCCAAAACCCAGCACUGGGCUGACUGAGCCCCUCUUGGUGAAAUGCCCAGGGCUCCACUUGAGCAGUGACACGGAUGACGAAGCCACGGAUGAUGAUCCGUUUGCAACUUCUGUGAGAGAGACUCAGGGAAAACGUGGGACCCAGCAGCCUGCUGGCGGGAGAGUGGUUGACCUGAAGAUUGAUUCCAGCAGCGAUAGUGAUGUGGAGAGCAGUGCCACACAGCUGUUUGCCUCCACCUCAAAACCUGAGCUGGGUUCUCUCCUUCAUCAACCAGCCUUACACAGCUCUCCUACAAGAGGGGCUGCACAGGUGUCCUCGUCAGACAGUGACACGGAUGUGGAAGAACCGGGAUCUGUGAAGCCAGGCCUAGGACCUCGCCUUCCUGCUGUGCACUUGUGUCUUGACAGUGACACCGAUGUGGAGGACGGAGGAGAAGAUGGAGCUGCUGACACGGUGGACGGGGCCGAUGUCUUGCUUGACGUUGCCGGGGGUGCGAUGGCUUCCGGUGUCGUCGAUCAAAAGUGUUCCACGCCCGUGACAUUGCUACCGGAAAUGGACACUCAGCUCUUCAUCUCCAUGGCUGACCCUUUCAGACGUCCUCCGAUACCACCGGUAUUCCCAAGCAGGCCUUCUGAAGGCGACCAGGAUGACCUGAAAGAUGACGACUUCUUCAUAGCAGAAACUCAGUCGUUUGUGUCAGAGGCUCCAGGUGGCAGCAGUACGGGGGGCCCAGCAGCUAAGCUGCCCUCUGUGUUGAGCAGCCCCCCAUCCUCAGAGUCCUCCGCUCCUCCAGGCUUUGAGGAGCAGCCCACCAUGGCGUACUCCUUCCAGCUUGGGCUGCCAGACAGCAGCCAUGAGUGCCCUGGCUCCUCUAGCCGGCCGGCACAGUUAGGCCUCAUUGCGGAGGAUGAGCUGAAUGCCACCCAGGCAUAUGCAGCAGACACUGUUACUUUAAGCAGCGGUACCGUGGAGAUGGAUAGAGACCUGGAUGCCACCCAGGCUUACGUCAUGGAAGCUGCUGGGGAGGCUGCUGGGGCCGUGCAAAUUUGCGCUGAUGACAUUAUGAAUAUACAAGUGGGGAGGGGGGAGGACCAUCAGAGAGAUUUCCAGGCAAACUCCCAUCUCUCCACCGCUGACACUCAGCCGGUAUCUGUUCUGGAAGCAGUGGGAGUGGCAGAGUUGGUGCCUGAGGAGGAAGAGGAUGGAGUGAAAAGUAGUCAGUUGCAGAGUCAAAGGGGGUCAAGAAGAGGAAAUGAGGAAGACAAGCAGCCUGGUAGAAGCACUAGGAGUCAGAGGCGAGCUGCAGUUGAUCAAGAACCCCAAAAGAGAGAAACAAGAGGGAUCUCAAAGGCAGGGGGGAUGCCGACGGGGAAUGGGUUGAGAAGAAAGGCUGUGCCAGACGAAGAUGUGGACAGUGAUAUGGAAGCAGAAGGGAGCAGAAGGACAAGGGGGAGAAAGAGUCAGAAAAAGGGGAAGGACAGGGUGAUGAGGUCCAGGGGAACAGAAGAAAAUGAAGGGGAUGAGGUAAGAGGAGAGGAAAGGGAGAACAGUGAAAGAAAAGAUGGCAAAAGGUUUAAAAAAAAGAGGAAGGAGCAGGAAGAGAGGGAGGAAAGAGAGAGGCUGGAGAAUGAGAGGAGGGAACAGGAAGAAAGGAAGGAAAGAGAAAGGCUGGAUAAGGAAAGGAAGGAGCUGGAAGAGAGGGAGGAGAGAGCAAGGCUGGAGAAGGAAAGUAAGGAGCAGGAAGAGAGGGAAGAGAGAGAGAAACUGGAGAAGGAAAGGAAGGAGCGGGAGGAGAGAAAGGUGCUGGAAAAGGAAAAGGAGCGAGAAGAGAGGGAGGAAAGAGAGAGGCUGGAGAAGGAAAGAAAGGAGCAGGAAGAGAGGGAGGAAAGAGCAAGGCUGGAGAAGGAAAGGAAGCAGAGGGAAGAGAGAGAGAAACUGGAGAAGGAAAGUAAGGAGCGGGAGGAGAGAGAGGUGCUGGAAAAGGAAAAGAAGGAGCGAGAAGAGAGGGAGGAAAGAGAGAGGCUGGAGAAGGAAAGAAAGGAGCAGGAAGAGAGGGAGGAAAGAGCAAGGCUGGAGAAGGAAAGGAAGCAGAGGGAAGAGAGAGAGAAACUGGAGAAGGAAAGAAAGGAGCAGGAAGAGAGGGAGGAGAGAGAGAGGCUAGAGAAGGAAAGGCUGGAGAAGAAAGAGAAGGAAGAGAGGGAAGAGAGAGAGAAACUGGAGAAGGAAGGGAAGGAGCGGGAGGAGAGAGAGAAGCUGGAAAAGGAGAGGGAGGAGAGAAAGAGGCUGGAGAAGGAGCGGAAAGAGACUGAGGAGAGAGAGAAACUGGAGAAGGAAAGAAAGGAGCAGGAAGAGAGGGAGGAGAGAGAGAGACUAGAGAAGGAAAAGCUGGAGAAGGAGAGGAAGGAGCAGGAAGAGAGGGAAGAGAGAGAGAAACUGGAGAAGGAAAGGAAGGAGAGAGAGAGGCUGGAGAAGAAAAGGAAGGAGCAGAAAAGGCUAGAGAAGGAGCAGGAAGAGAGGGAGGAGAGAGAGAGGCUGGAGAAGGAGCAGGAAGAGAGGGAAGAGAGAGAGAAACUGGAGAAGGAAAGGAAGGAGAGAGAGAGGCUGGAGAAGAAAAGGAAGGAGCAGAAAAGGCUAGAGAAGGAGCAGGAAGAGAGGGAGGAGAGAGAGAGGCUGGAGAAGGAAAAGGAGAGGGAGGAGGAGAGGAAGGAGCAAGAAAGGCUGCAGAAGGAGCAGGAAGAGAGGGAAGAAAAAGAGAGGCUGGAGAAGGAGCAAGACAGGAGAAAGAAUGUAAGGAAAGGAAAAGAAAAACAUGGAGAACAAAUGAAAGAAGAUGAAGAGGAUUUGAUGAAGGAAAAAAAGAUUAAGAGAAAAUCAGCCAGAGGAAAAAGGAAACAGGAACAGGUUUGCAAGGAAAGAGAGAAAGAUGAGGAGGAGGAUGAGGAGGAAGAGCAGAGAAGCUCCAGUCAAGGCAGAUGGAAGAGGACCAGGGGAGGGCUUGCUGUAGCUGACGAACCCAGGUCUUGUGACAAUGACACAGCCAUGCCUGAACCCGAACUGAGGCGGGGAACCAGAGCCAGCUCCCGGUGUAGCUUGGUUGCCUCAGUCAGCUCUGAGAAGUCCACAUCUAGCAUUGGCACACAGGGGAGAGGCCAUAUCAGGAAGGGCCAGAAGGGAAAUAGUCAGAGUGAGUACACCACUCUCAGUGUGCAGGGAGAAGGAAACCUGGCCUCAAAUGGGGAAAUGGGGAGUUGUGCAACAUCCAGCUCCAUGGGAACUUCUGCAGAAAGGGCCAUGCAGACUGAAAUUGUGCAGAACACCAGGUCCAGCACCACAAAGGGAGCUGACACAGAGGACAAGGAAACACAUCACAGUUCAGCAAAAGCAAGUCAAGUUUUGGAAAAAGAUGUUCCAGGGCCGAGUAUGAAUGAUGGAGGAGUUUGCAAGAGUGGUAAAGUUAGUCCCUCAGAUACAGCAACUACUGAAGCUGACCAGACCAUCAAGGACUCGGAAGCUGAUGGCGAAAAGGUGCUGCAUUCUAGGUCAAAGGGUCGGACCAGGUCCCAAAAACAUGACCUGAAGGGAGUUCUGGAUGACGGGGAACAGACCAACACUCUCAAGGUGCCUGUGGACAGGCGGAAAUCUCAUAGGACUGGGAAGAGGAGAGGAGAGGAGCUAGACGGGGAUGAAAUGGGAGAAAGGGGGGUGAAGGGGGAGAUAUCCCAGCCUGCUGUGAGGAAAGGAAUGUCAGGCGCAGCCUCUGCGAAGAAAAUAAAGCAGGAGGAGAGGGAAGAAGACCAGGGGGAUCAAAAAGAGGAGCAGGAUAGUGCAGGUUCAGUACAAUUGAAGAGCAGGGGGAGGCAGACCGUAGCCCAAAGGAAGAAGGAGAGCCAGCUAGAGAUGUCAGAAGAACAGGAGACCAAGGAUGAGACUCUUGACCCCACCUCUGAACAGGACAGGCCUGGUAUGGACACAGAGGUACCACAAACUCCGGUGGGUAGGGGUUCCCGAAAACGUGUAGCCUCAAGUAAGUCCCCUGCAAUCAAGACGCCUCGCCGCUCCUCUAUACAGGCCACCUCUCCCGCUGUCCUAACCGGAAGCCCUCAGGCUCCUAAGGUGCUGUUCACCUGUGUGACGGACGAGGCCGGUGAGGCUGCUCUGUCUCGCCUGGGAGGCAGCCUGGCGAGGGAUGUGGCCGACAUGACCCAUCUCGUCACUGACAGGGUGCGACGCACGGUGAAGUUCCUCUGCGCCGUGGCUCGUGGCGUUCCCGUGGUCACCCCCUGCUGGCUGGAAAAGUGCAGUAAGAACGGCGCAUUCCUCUCACCGCAAGCCUUCCUAGUGAAAGAUGUCGAGCAGGAAAGGAAGUUCAACUUCUGCCUGGAGGAGGCCCUGCAAACGGCACGUACCCAGCCCCUCCUACAGGGCUAUGAGAUCCAUGUGACUCGCUCUGUGAAGCCCGAUCCGGCCCAGAUGAAGGACAUAAUCACCUGCAGCGGAGCUCGCUACCUCUCCAGGAUGCCCACGGUCCUCAAGCCGCAGACGGUGGUGAUCUCCUGCGCGGAGGAUGCCUCGCUCUGUGGGCCUGCCCUGGCCGCCUCCAUCCCCGUGCUCAGCGCAGAGUUCCUGCUCACCGGCAUCCUGCAGCAGAAGGUCGACCUCGUCACUCACAGCCUCGUCGGUGCCGGGUUCGGGGCCCCCGAGAACGUGACUCCCAAGGGACGACGCAAGCGAUGAGGAUGGGGGGGGGCUGGGGGGGGCUGGCUUCUUCGGAUGUAGCAAGCUGCAGUGUCCCCUGGGGGACUUUGAAGAUGUUUGGGAAGAAGUGAGUCGGAGAUGAAGAGUCUGGGGACUGCGGUGACGUUAUGGGGAAAGGAGGACUCAAUGGCUAUGUUUAGCAAGCCUAGAAAGUUGACCAUCUUUCUUCUUGUCUGGUAUUGGGCCUUUUUUAUAAUCCUUAGUCUCACUGUGUGAUUUCCCCACUUUUUUGCCAUUUUAAAGUGACACUUUUUACACACAUUAUUAGUAUUUUAUGAGGAUGAAUGACCGCUGAUUGUAAACACUUUAUUAUGUAUGACAUCACUCCUUCCCACCUGCCUCUGGCCUCUUCGAGGUCAGCGUGUCUUUUGGAGGCAGAACGGUGUGGUUCUGCCAAGCUGCUAUGAACCAGUCCAGCUCGCACUGUCUGAUUCCGAAAGGUUCUUAUUCUGUCAGUGAACCUUUUUUAUACUGGACAGGGAAGGAAAACUGGAGCUUCUGGGUGUUUUCGCACAUGUAAUUACCGUACCAGUCCUGUAUCGCCUAAGAACCGCUACUCUUAAUGAUAUGUUUUACUAUUAAUUACAAUAGCUGUUUCUGUAUCUAAAUAAAAUCUGUGAAUGUUAUUUUUUAUGAAGUAGGUUGACCCUACCAGCACCGUAAGUUAACUAGACAGCCCGCUCCUGUUGGGGCUGUGUUGGCCAUUGUCAUAAAUCUGUUACGUAAAGAUAUCCAAAACAGUCUGAUAUUGAUUUAUGCCUCUGGGACGGAUUUUCCUUUUAAUAACCAAAUAUGCAGUCAUAUUGCCCCAGGAGGCAUUUCCUGCCAAAUCUAAUUAUAUAAAUUAUUGCAGAAAUGCAUUUCUCUUUUUCCCCGUGAACAUUUGAGAUUUUUGGGUUUUGAGUCACCUGCAUGAAUUAAACCUUUACCCUUGUACAAAAAUAUACUAUCAGACAAUCUCA
This is a messenger RNA of Brienomyrus brachyistius, 7485 nucleotides long. RefSeq names its product mediator of DNA damage checkpoint 1 (gene mdc1). The transcript has 12 exons. The record is from RefSeq and is a predicted model, not a curated record. Gene Ontology annotation, biological process: positive regulation of transcription initiation by RNA polymerase II. Gene Ontology annotation, molecular function: protein binding. Bases 188 to 6502 code for a protein of 2104 amino acids. Gene Ontology annotation, cellular component: nucleus. Lineage: Eukaryota; Metazoa; Chordata; Actinopteri; Osteoglossiformes; Mormyridae.